Molecule: messenger RNA, 1513 nt
Organism: Ceraceosorus bombacis
Lineage: Eukaryota; Fungi; Basidiomycota; Exobasidiomycetes; Ceraceosorales; Ceraceosoraceae
Source: the annotation of a GenBank genome assembly
AUGGCUCGUCCGCCGAGAACGUGGGAUGCCAUCUUGGCUGUGGACUCUCGUCGAGAAUGGAAGGCGGAUCGUGAGUGACGCAGCCAAGAUCGGACACGCCCAUGCAAAGUCUCUACGACAAGCUUUAAAGCAGGCGUGUUACGACUUGUCUACAUGACUUACGAUACACCAUUGUGCAAGAGAUUCCGCAUUUCGUAAGAUGAUGCACAAGUGGGCCCACCUAUGCGCAGAAGCUCAAAAGAAAAGGCGAGCUGAGACAAAAGGCCGGGUCAUGAAGUACGCGUAGAGAGGACGAGCCGGCCGAGCUUCGUUUUGUCCAAGGACCAAACCCGAGAUCCUCCUUUGUCACAGUCACACUCUAGCGGUCCGGCAGUCGAAUUAUCGGUGCCACCUAGCGAAGCUGCAGCCUGCGAAGGUGCAACCUUCUUGACAACGUCUCGCGCGGCGUACAGAGGCUCCUGACUCCAAGGUAGCUUGUAACGAUAGGCAGAGAGGACAAAGGAGCAUGCAUCACCAGACGCGUCGCGAAGGCGCAUGGCAUACAGUCGGACAAGAGCCACAAAAACGCCGACGCCCCAGUCACCUCCUCCACGCGUGUGUGCGUUGAUGGCUCCAGGUGUCUACCCGGACCGUUCGUUCGCCCUACACGAUAGCGGCAGAUGUGAUUUGCAGCUCACAGCCAACGGGAACAGAGGAACAACCUGACCUUGGUAGAAGUGAGAUAUCCACAGAUAAGCAGACAAGGUAGUAGAUCUUCACAUCGACUGAAGAGACAAUGCCUCGCUUUGCAGAACGAUCACUUGAGCGUUUCCCUUGUCCUUUGCCAGCUCUGACUGGACAACUGCAGACGUUUGCCUCUCGGGUCAGGAACUGGCCUGCUCUGCGCGCCUCUAGCGUCCGUUCCUUUAUUCUGGUUCCCAACGCUUUGACGGCGCCUGUAGAUUCUGGCACAGUGGCGCUGAUCUUUGCUGCCGCUUGUCAGCUUGCCUCCGACCUUGGGUUACACAGUCACACAUGCGAUCCGCCAGAUCAGCGCUCAGAACAUCUAUAAAAUGCCCUCCGGAGCCUCGAUCGAAACCACUAUUCUUCCCUCACUCAGCAACUCACCAGCGCAUCUACCAAUUCGCAGCAUUCUUAUCGCAACAGCUACCUUCGCUACCAUCCUAGUCGACAAGAUGAACCCCCUCUUCGCUCCUAUCACCACUGCUCCAGUCUCCGCUGAGCACGAGGACCAGCACAAGCUCGUCGACCAGGUGAGUAGGUCCUCCGACGUCUGACUUCCCUUGUAGAAUGCUGCUGAGAACCUCCUGCUCCUUGUUCCUGCAGGGCAAGGGCUCCGGUCAACCCACUUACUGCGUUGUCGCGCGUACCCAGAUGGUCAACAUGGAGGUGAGCAUCUCGUGGUACCGAUGGGCACAUGAGCCGUUCACCACGUUCCAACAUCAAGCUGACCUGCAGCGAAUUUCAACUCUAGCGCAAGGGCGGCGGCUACCCUUCUUGCGUCAUCGCUUGA